CUCUCUCUCUCUCUCUCUGUUGUCUCCAACAUCCCUCCCUUGACCAAUCGUUGACCCUCUCAAAAUGGGCGGCAACUGCAGCUCCUCCGCCGCCGCCGGCGACUCCUCCGAUCCCCGCCCCUCCAACGGCCACGUCCAAGUCCUCCCCCCAAAUGCCGCCCCUCCCAAACCCUCUCCUCCCUCCACCGCCGCCGCUCCCAUCGGCCGCGUCCUCGGCAAGCCCAUGGAGGACGUCCGGUCCACCUACACCUUCGGCCGGGAGCUCGGCCGCGGCCAAUUCGGCGUCACCUACCUCGUGACUCACAAAGAGUCCAAGCAACAGUUCGCCUGCAAAUCCAUCGCCACACGAAAGCUGGUCAACCACGGCGACGUGGAGGACGUCCGCCGUGAGGUCCAGAUCAUGCACCACCUCACCGGCCACCGCAACAUCGUCGAGCUCAAAGGCGCCUACGAGGACCGCCACUCGAUCAACCUCGUCAUGGAGAUCUGCGCCGGCGGCGAGCUCUUCGAUAGGAUCAUCGCCAAGGGACACUACUCGGAGCGCGCGGCGGCGAAUCUUUGCCGGCAGAUGGUGACGGUGGUUCAUUACUGCCACUCCAUGGGGGUGUUCCACAGGGACUUAAAGCCUGAGAAUUUCUUGCUGUUGAGUAAGGAUGAGGACUCGCCGCUCAAGGCCACCGAUUUCGGACUCUCCGUCUUCUUCAAGCCCGGAGAUGUAUUCAAGGAUCUCGUGGGAAGUGCAUAUUAUGUUGCUCCUGAAGUGCUGCGCAGGAGAUAUGGAGCUGAGGCUGAUAUUUGGAGUGCAGGGGUGAUACUAUACAUUCUACUUAGUGGGGUUCCACCAUUCUGGGGAGAGAAUGAACAGGGUAUUUUUGAUGCUAUUCUUCGGGGUCACAUUGACUUCUCAUCUGAUCCUUGGCCUUCUAUAUCUAGCAGUGCUAAAGAUCUUGUGAAGAAAAUGCUUCGAGCUGAUCCAAAGGAACGACUAGCAGCAGUGGAUGUUUUAAAUCAUCCAUGGAUGCGAGAAGAUGGUGACGCAUCUGAUAAACCUCUUGAUAUUGCUGUUUUAUCUAGAAUGAAACAGUUCAGGGCAAUGAACAAACUCAAGAAAGUUGCAUUGAAGGUAAUUGCAGAAAAUCUUUCUGAAGAUGAAAUUAUAGGCUUGAAGGAAAUGUUUAAAUCAAUGGACACAGAUAACAGUGGAACCAUUACAUAUGAAGAGUUAAAAGCAGGCCUUCCGAAGCUGGGUACCAAGCUUUCUGAGUCUGAAGUGAGACAAUUGAUGGAAGCGGCUGAUGUGGAUGGAAAUGGAACGAUUGACUACAUUGAGUUUAUAACCGCAACUAUGCACAUGAACAGAAUGGAUAGAGAGGACCAUUUAUACACAGCCUUUGAGUAUUUCGACAAGGACAAGAGCGGGUACAUCACAAUGGAAGAAUUGGAGCAAGCACUUAAGAAGUAUAAUAUGGGCGAUGAACAAACGAUUAAGGAAAUCAUUGCAGAAGUCGACACUGACCUUGAUGGAAGGAUCAACUAUGAUGAGUUUGUUGCCAUGAUGAGGAAAGGAAAUCCUGAGUUGGUCACAAACAGAAGGAGAAAGUAAACUAAACAGAGAACUGUUUUGCUAGCUGAAGCGGAAAUUUUGAGGUGACACCUCAGAGAUGUUAUGCUCUAUACUAGUUUAAUUGCUUGGGAUUGCUAAAAGUCGUACACGUGCCGUCUGUCGGAAGAUGUGCUCACUUUCAGUUAUUUGGAGGAUGAUUCAUCUAUUCGGCCUUGUUUGGUACACGGAAAGGAAAGUGGUUCCUUUGUGGUUCCCAUGGGAAGGGAAAGAGCGGGGAAUGAAUUUCCCAAGAGCUUCCGUUCCAAUGUUUGGUAUCACAAGGAAAACCAUGAGAAAGUUAGAAGUUUAUCAACUAAAUUAAUAAAAUAUUAUGCUGUGAUAGAUGUAGGGAAAGAAUGGAAAAUCACAUUGUGGAAGGAAAAACUCCCCCCCCCCCCCCCCAGUAUUUUCCAAAACUGUUUCGUUUCCAUUGGUAUUUCCAAACGUAGGAAAGAAAGUAAGAACCCAACUUUUCUUUCCUCGAGCUUCCGUGAACCAAACGACGCCUGUAUAAAGCAGAUUUCUUCAGUAAUUAUGCCUUGCAAUAUGAGUUCUCUAACACGGCUCCAUGAAUGCAAGUACUGUAGUACGGCUUGCCCCUUUAUUGGCUGUUUCAUUACAGAAGGAGAUUUGUGGCCUUCUCUUUUUACAACAAUGCCAAUACGGCAGUAACAAUGCAAUAGA
This is a messenger RNA of Argentina anserina (silverweed cinquefoil), 2287 nucleotides long. RefSeq names its product calcium-dependent protein kinase 1. NCBI's taxonomy places the organism in Eukaryota, Viridiplantae, Streptophyta, Magnoliopsida, Rosales, Rosaceae. Bases 65 to 1603 code for a protein of 512 amino acids. The transcript is spliced from 8 exons. Gene Ontology annotation, molecular function: calmodulin binding; calcium/calmodulin-dependent protein kinase activity; calcium-dependent protein serine/threonine kinase activity. Gene Ontology annotation, cellular component: cytoplasm; nucleus. Gene Ontology annotation, biological process: intracellular signal transduction; protein autophosphorylation; peptidyl-serine phosphorylation. The record is from RefSeq and is a predicted model, not a curated record.